UGGAAGGUCUUGCAUCAUAGCGAGUUAGAGAAAUGGACAAAUGGUUAUGUGGCUCUCCUCGACGACGUCUGCCAUCCAACAUUACCCCGUCAAAGCCAGGGAGCUACAAUAGCUGUAGAGGACGGAGCAGUCCUCGGGGUUCUCUUGGGCAUACUAGCACAGUCUCAGUACGUUGCAGAAAUUCUUAGAUUGUAUGAGAAGCUGCAAAAAUCCUGCUUGACGGUCAACUUUCGAGGCGCUGCCAAGAAUGGCAGAAUAUACCAGCUGCCCGACGGUUUGGAACAAGCAGUGAGAGACGGAGUAUUCGCG
This is a messenger RNA of Exophiala aquamarina CBS 119918, 309 nucleotides long. RefSeq lists its product as uncharacterized. Lineage: Eukaryota; Fungi; Ascomycota; Eurotiomycetes; Chaetothyriales; Herpotrichiellaceae. The annotation marks the transcript as partial. The transcript has 2 exons. Gene Ontology annotation, biological process: secondary metabolite biosynthetic process. Gene Ontology annotation, molecular function: monooxygenase activity. The record is from RefSeq and is a predicted model, not a curated record.